AUGUGGCACUUAAGGUUGUCAAGCACGUCAUUCGACCCAAGGGUGGUUUAUGAUGGACACCCUACAUUGUUUACCAUCAAGCUACAUCAUGGAGGUGAGUUCACAAAGUUUCCAAAUGUCAACUACAUUGAGGGUACUGUGACGUAUGUAGAUAUGGUGGAUAUAGAAGAGUUUUCUAUUCACGAGAUGGAUGCGAUUAUGAAAGGGUUAGGAUACUCAGUUCCUCCAGUUAUCUACUAUCAUUUUCGAGUGCCAAAGGGAGACAUGCAUUUUGGGCUACGGGCCCUAGGAAAUGAUGAUGAUGUCUUCAAUCUUUCCCAGUAUGUGAAGGAGCAUAAACUGAUAAGGGUUUACACCGAGCAUGGUAUUACUAACUUGCUUACUUACUUUAUGGCUCCUAAACCUGUAAGAAGAGUUAUUAUUGAGCAAUUAGAGGAGAUCGAUGAACAUCAAACCCCCCCAACUAAUAACCAACCCAGUGGCAUGCCACAAACAUGCAUACCACCUGUGAUAGCAAAUGAAGCUGCUUUAGCCUUGUCAAUAUCCCCUGAAUAUAAUAAGAAAAGGGAAUUUAUCAAGGACAAACCAUUGUCAUCAUGUAUUAAGAAAUUGGUGAUGGAUGAUGUUAGUGUUGAUAGGAUUGGUGGGAAUAAGGAUGAUGCAGAUAAUGAAAUUGACCACGGAUUUAACGAAUUUGAUGAGGAAUGUAAUGAUAUUAACCAGGAUUUUAAUGAAUUUCAUGAGGCAUAUGAUGAGGUUCAUGAAGGUGAGGAAAAUACAGUUAAUAAGGAAGUCACUGAAGAAGAGAAUCACGGCAGAAAUGAAAUGAAUGAUGAGAAUGUAGAGAUGAGAGAUUUUGCAGUUGAUGAUGGAAGUGAAGAUACCAUAGAGAUUGAUGAAGACAAUACUGAAAGAAGUGAUGAGAGUGAGGACAGUGAUGAUAGUGAUUUCUGGGUGGAUGAAGACAACAUCAUCCCUGAUGUAGAAGUAGAUAUGAGGGAUUUUUACAUGAAUAUAGAUCUUAAAGCAGAAUUUCUUGAAAAAAGAUUACCAAAGCAUAGAGAGAAUGACAGUGAUGAGGUCAAUGAAGAGUUGGAUGUUAUAGAUAAUGAUCAAUGGGAUUCAUUGGAUGAGGGUUCUGAUAUAGAUAGGAAAAGAAGAGCUGUAAUAAAGGAAUUGGGGAAGGAGACUAGGUGCUCUCAAGGUGAGAUACACAAGGUAACUUUUAGGAUAGGACAAAAAUAUAAAAAUAAGAAGGAGUUAAAGGAAAAGAUACAAUUGCAUGCACUGGAAACAAGAAGGAAUAUAUUCUUUGUGAAAAACGACAAAAUGAGGUUAAGGGAAAUCUGUAAAGGAACUGUGGCCUUUAAUGAUGGUCAUGUCGGUGAACCUACCCCUUGUCGUUGGGUGAUACUGUUGGAUUAG
Messenger RNA from Lactuca saligna, 1425 nucleotides. The record is from the annotation of a GenBank genome assembly. Lineage: Eukaryota; Viridiplantae; Streptophyta; Magnoliopsida; Asterales; Asteraceae.